GACAACAGAAUUAUGUUUUGCUUUUGUGGAAAUGGUGUGUUUGUUAUCUAUUUGAAAUGUUCCAAACUUAAGCUAUUUGUUUUUUAUUAUUUACAAAUGAAACCUGUUGUGUGCAUAAAAUAAUCGGAACACAGCAGUUCGUUUUGUAUUGUCCCUACAGAAAAUGGCAUUAUCGCAAUUAGUUGAAAAAUUGAAGUUUGGUGAAAAGUAUAUUUUAGCUAAUAUUGUAGUUAUGCCGUUAGCAAAACCACCGGAUUGUGACGAGUGUAGGCUUCCAGCGCGAAACAAAUUCCUGACGCUUGAUAUCUGGGAAUCGUUUGUAUACCGAAAGCUGUACGAUCUGUUCCGCAAACAUAUUGUCGAACAUGAUAAGGAUCCGCUGUACCAGUUAAACACGGAAUACCACUUGAUUUGCAACGAUCGGCCUUACCUGCAAAUGAAAUAUGUGUUCCGAGACAAACAUUAUCGCAACAAUUUAAACAUUCUAUUCAAGGAAAAGCUCACAAAUUUGCAUGAAACUUGUGUUUACGUAGAGAUCAGCGAUCUGGGGCAGGCCAUUUUCGAUAAAGUGGAAAAUCUUGGCAAAACUAUACAGCGCUUGUCUAGAGAAAUCGAACAAUCUAGGCGAGAAAAUACUAAUGUUGCCGCAGAAGCAAAUAAGUUGAAAAUUUCCAACAGUUGCUUAUCGUCAGAGGUUGAAGAGUACCACCCGGAACCGGUUAAAAAGGGUGCCAGAAACGCCUAUGAAGAAUACGUUCCCGUUACUCGAAACGGUGCAUCUCCAGGCAUUAAACGAACUUAUAAACCUUCUAAAAUAACCGAUGGGGGCAAACCGGUUGGCUCUGUGGAGCCUGAUCCCUACACGCCGGGAACAAUCGACACACCUAGUAAAAUAUCCUACACGCCAACAUCUAGCCCACAGAAUAAAGUGGAUUCGCGAAGAAACGUUGUUGUCACACCAGUCAAGCCUGAAAAAAAUCUCUUCGGGUCAGACGAUGAUGAUGAGUACGAUCCGACGAGUACAAAAAGUCCUGCCGAACAACAGACAAAAAACGAUAGCGGAAAAGACAUGUUUUCCGAUAGUGAACAACACUCGAUAAACGACGAUUCUGAUCUGAAACCGACGGCCUCCGAUCCUUCGUAUCUUGCGAAGCGAGAAGUUUUACCGCGGAGCAGUAAACAAAAUAUACGCAGUUUGCUAACUGAAAGUCCGGAAGAGAAGGCACAGCGUAAAGCGUCUAAGAAAUUGGCAAAAUCGGUGGAAGAAAACCUAAAUAAAAUAAUGCAGCUUAAGAAAGUGAUUCGUAAAAAAACUGUUCCAAAAAAGGAAGGUUCACUAAAAAAACAAAGUAAAAUAGAUAAAAUUUGCGAGGUAGCUACAAACAUUAGAAGACUGUCUAAGGUGGAAGUGCUCGAUUGCAUCAACUUGUCGAAGGAAGAAAUUUUAGAGACAUUCAGUCAAUACAAGCAAGAACUGCGGGGGCUAUAUUUAAGAAAUAAGGAUCACACGGAACGUCAGUGGAAAUCGUCCAGGGAACUGUGCUACUUUACUGAUCUUGGAAACAUUCUGGACGACGAGCAGAAGUUUGCCAUGAUGCAGCACCUGGAGGAUGAAUUUGUGCCAGAACAUCAACGAGGAAAGUAUACCGAAUUUUUUACUUCGGCACUGGUGAUGGAGUGGGGGUUACGAAUUUUUAUGGAACGACACCAUUUCACCAGUCGCGAGAUGGCCUUAGAACGCAUUAAGCAACAGGAACAGUCUUACAUUGCCUCCCUAUCGGACGAUUUCAUGUUGAAGUACCAUUAAGAUAAGGGAUACAUUCAAGCCUUCAACAAAGGAAGUGUGUUGGCAGUUCAGCAGUUCACGCGCUGUAACACGACUCAUUUCGAAUGAAUGUUAUAAUAUUAUGUCAUAAUCACGGUUCAUCCCUUGAAAAUGAUUGAUUUUAUUGAAUACAUUUUCUAUUUGCAAAUAACACAAA
Molecule: messenger RNA, 1982 nt
Organism: Anopheles funestus (African malaria mosquito)
Lineage: Eukaryota; Metazoa; Arthropoda; Insecta; Diptera; Culicidae
Exons: 4
Coding region: 164-1807 (547 amino acids)
Source: RefSeq, a predicted model, not a curated record